AUGUGUAGACUUGAGGAGGACGGAAAAGAAACGUUCUACACAGAAUGUGAUGAGGUUUGCGAAAGUUUUGAUCAAAUGAGUCUGAAAGUGGAGGUUUUGAAGGGUAUCUAUGGUCUAGCUAGGCGCAAGGUUGACUGGUUGACCGAAGAGAUGAGAAAACAAGACACGGAGACAUCAGACAUGGACCAAAACACAAGAGACAUCAUCAUGCGUGAGUUCCGGUCCCGAUCAUCACGUGUACUUAUCACCACUGAUCUCUUGGCAAGAGGCAUCGACGUACAACAAGUCUCGUUCGUCGUGAACCUAUGA
Microthlaspi erraticum is the source of this 309-nucleotide messenger RNA. The record is from the annotation of a GenBank genome assembly. NCBI's taxonomy places the organism in Eukaryota, Viridiplantae, Streptophyta, Magnoliopsida, Brassicales, Brassicaceae.